Messenger RNA from Gryllus bimaculatus (two-spotted cricket), 1783 nucleotides. The record is from the annotation of a GenBank genome assembly. NCBI's taxonomy places the organism in Eukaryota, Metazoa, Arthropoda, Insecta, Orthoptera, Gryllidae.
CCGUGACUUGAUAUUGUAAAUUGCGUUGGAGCAAUCGUCCGACUUGGAUAAGGACGUUGCCAGUCAAGUAUUCAGGGUGUAAAAGAGGAAGACUUUUUUUUUCUUAAUACGCCAUGCUUGUAUUUGUUUCAUAUAUUAUUGAGCAGGUCGGCGUAAUUCGAUUGUGUCCUGUCACUAUCGGUCGCUGAAGUGUACAAGUCUUGCAAGUGUUUAGGCUGUGUUUAUAUUAUUUUCUUGGUCUACCUGUUAAUACAACAAAAUGAGUGUGGAUAUAUCACAGAAUGGCAUGUUUUCUCGUGCCGACUAUGGCAUCAGUAAUUUUCAACCAGAUUGGUUAAACGCAGAGCAUAGUACUGGUACUUCAAUCAUGGCAGUGGAGUUCGAAGGUGGAGUAAUUGUUGGUGCAGACUCUCGGACAACAACUGGAGCAUACAUUGCAAAUAGAGUGUCUGACAAAUUAACUAGAGUUACCGACUACAUAUAUUGCUGCCGGUCUGGCAGUGCUGCUGACACUCAAGCUAUAGCUGAAAUUGUUAAUUAUCAUUUGGCAUUCCACAGAGUGGAACUUGGGGAAGAACCUUUGGUUGAAACUGCUGCCAACGUUUUUCGUGAGUUGUGUUAUAACUACAGAGAUACUCUCACUGCCGGCAUUAUUAUUGGUGGAUGGGACAAAAGAAAAGGAGGACAGGUUUAUUGCAUUCCCAUUGGGGGUAUGUUAGUUCGCCAGCCUGUUGCCAUUGGUGGUUCAGGAAGUACAUAUGUUUAUGGUUACGUGGAUGCCAAUUACAAAACUAAAAUGAACAAAGAUGAAGCCGUAAAAUUUGUCACUAAUACUCUUGCCCUAGCAAUGGCUCGAGAUGGAUCCAGUGGUGGUGUCAUAAAAUUGGGAGUCAUCACUGAAGGCGGUGUUGAGAACUUCACAGUGUUAGGUGAUGAAAUCUCCAAAUUCUAUGAAGGUUAAUUAUAAAACUGUGCAACUGAUUUUUAUUUUCUUUUUAACAGAAAUUUAGUGUGUCAAUUCCAUUUUGUUUGCUUGAUUGUGAUUAAUAUUUGUAAAUGGCAGUGUUGGUAUAAUGUCAAUAAAAUAUUUCUACCAUCCUGAAAUGAAAUGUGGUUUAAAAUCCCUAACUUUUGUUUUGUUUUUGUUUUUGUCUUGGAGAGGCAUGUAAACAUGGCAAGAGAUUAUUUUGCUGUAGCUGCUGUGAUGUUGCUACUCAUACCAUUAUAGUGUUGGUAAUGACCUUUCAUAGUAGUCAAUCAGGAAUACUUACGAGUGUGCUUAGAUUUGUCAAUAAAAAAAUUAUAAAUAAUAAAACAAGAUUUUCAGUUAGUAAUUCUCCAAAUGUUUGUUGAGAGUCAUAUUUCUGGGGUGUUUUGAAAAUGUAAUUUUAAAUAAAAAGGUGCACAUAAAUUUGUUAAACUGUAAUGAAAUAAAAAAGUUGACAAUUUUUCAAUUUAAUGAAAAAAAGUUACAAAAGUAAUGGUGUUUUUAUUGAAAAGAAAUGAAUCUAAAUAAUGUAAUAUGUUAUUUAUUUGUAAAUAAUUUGAAUAUUUCCCCCCACAACAAGUUGUAAUUUAACAAACUUAGUUCAUUUGAAACAUUUUGUGUAGUUUGAAGAUCUAUAUUUGCAGAAAUUGGCUUACAAUGUAUUUCCCUUUAUUCAUGUCAUGUUUAAAAUACUUACAUUUAUAUUUUGUCAGAAAGUUUUCCAAAGUAAAUUGUAUGUAAUUGUGUGAAAAUAUUUUAAAAACAGAUCUGAACAUUAUGUUUAAAUGAAAAUAA